Molecule: messenger RNA, 1753 nt
Organism: Phragmites australis (common reed)
Lineage: Eukaryota; Viridiplantae; Streptophyta; Magnoliopsida; Poales; Poaceae
Product: protein FAR1-RELATED SEQUENCE 5-like
Exons: 5
Coding region: 46-1695 (549 amino acids)
Biological process (GO): regulation of DNA-templated transcription
Source: RefSeq, a predicted model, not a curated record
GCGUCUCAACCAACUCCCGAGAGGACGAUCGACCUGACAGCUCGGAUGUCGAUACCUUCUCAUGCAUCGGAUACAAGGACACCUCCAUCAACACUGGCGCCGGAAGAGAUGGCAACACCUGAGGAGGGUCUAACAUUUACUCACGGAGACAAUGUGGAUGAAUCCAUUAUACCAAAGGUGGGAAUGUUCUUUCCAGCAGAGGAGGAUGCGUAUGAGUUCUACAAACGGUAUGCAAAGGAGGCUGGAUUUGGAAUAAGGUGGGACAGGACUAAGAAAACAAUUAGGGAAAUAUCAUGCUCAUUGGCAGGGAAGUGGCAGUACUUCAAGCCAGGGGAAACAAGGAAGCGGAACAAGUUCUCUAAAAAAACAGGGUGCAAAGUAUACAUGAAGCUGAAGGAAGUGGAGAAUGAGGACAGAGAGUAUGAUGGCAAGGUGAUGGUGGAGAAUAUUAGGCUGUUACACAACCAUCCGUUAGCGAAAACACCAACAGUAACAAACCAGAUGGAGUGUCACAAGCAUAAGGAUGAGACGGUGAUGGAGCUUGUGGACGAACUAAAUACAAGCAAUGUGCCAAUCAACUGUACGAUAAAUAUGCUGAGCGAGAUGCAUGGGGGAGAGCAGAACGUCCCACUAACAGCACGUGACAUAGGUAACAGGAAAGCAGGUAAGACGCGGGAGGAGAAUGCAGAUGACAUAGGGAAAUUGAUUGAAUUUUUCCGUUACUGUCACGAACAAAAUCCACAGUUUUACUGGGACGUUGAUUGUGAUAAAGAUGGAUACAUCAAGAACAUGUUUUGGAGCCAUGCAAGCAUGCAGGGGGACUAUGCGGACUUUGGUGCCAAUGAUGCAAUGACCUUUGACACAACGUAUAAGACAAACGCAUAUGAGAUGCCUCUUGCAAUGUUUGUUGGAUCGAACCAUCACAACCAGAACGCUAUAUUUGGGUGCGCACUUCUACGACACGAAACAAUUGAUGCCUUCAGAUGGUUGUUUGGGACAUUCAAGAGGUGCAUGGGAGGGAAAACACCAAGAUGCAUCCUAACAGAUGAAGACCCAUCAAUGAAGGUGGCAAUACCUGAGAUGUUCCCGGGUAUAGUACAUAGGCUGUGCAGAUGGCAUGUGGUAAAUAAAGUGCAGACUAAACUCAAUGAGCUGUACGAGCUGCACAAAGAACUGAAAGAUGUGUUCAAUUCAACCAUCAACCAUCCACUGACACCAACUGAGUUUGAGAGUGCGUGGGCAGAGAUGUUGUCAAGAUUCAAACUGCAAGAUGACCCGACAUUAAGAAGCCUGUACAAUAUAAGGGAAAGGUGGGUAAAGGCAUUCUUCAAGCAUAAAUAUUGUGGAAGGAUGACAUCUACACAACGGAGCGAGAGCACUAACAUGAUGGUUAAAAACAACUUUGUGAACCACACAACUGUGCUCCAUAAAUUUGCCAAGCAAAUGCUGAAGGUUAUCCAAAGGCGGAGAGCGGCCGAGGCCGCAGAGGAAUAUGGUGGCAUGUGCAGAACAGAUGAGAGUGGCUGGGGAUUUGUUGAUCAGCUACGACGGGUGUAUACAAGAAGAGUUUUCGAGCAGGUACAGAGGACAGUGACUUCAGCAACAAGGUACCGAAUUGACGAUGAUCCUGUGGGGGGAAAAAACCACUACCUGGUAUCACACACUAGAAGAACAAACAAAAUAUCAUGGGGUUAACAUCAAUUCAAGGUGUGUGCCGAUAUUGAAUGUCAGAAGUUCACGUGCGAAUGUAGGA